This is a messenger RNA of Ipomoea nil (Japanese morning glory), 1796 nucleotides long. Its product is annotated as UDP-glucuronate 4-epimerase 1. The transcript has a single exon. Bases 227 to 1525 code for a protein of 432 amino acids. NCBI's taxonomy places the organism in Eukaryota, Viridiplantae, Streptophyta, Magnoliopsida, Solanales, Convolvulaceae. The record is from RefSeq and is a predicted model, not a curated record.
CUUGAUUUCAGCAGGUGCAGAUCCAAUAUCGCAAUUGCCUCUGCAUCUGUUAGCCUUUUAAUAAAAAUAUAUAAAAUUGCCUCUUUUUUGUUCCUCAAUCGAAUAGCCCAGUGUUAGAUUUGAAAGCUUUAUAGUCGAAAAUUCAGGUGGUUUUGUUUCUUGUUUUGGGUAUUCCGGGGUAGAUUUGAGGGGGGAAAAGAUUGAUACUUUGGGAAAGAAUUGAGAAAUGCCGUCGUUGGAGGAGGAGCUGUUCCCGUCGACGCCGGGGAAGUUCAAGGAGAGGCACACAAUGAAUCGGAUGGUCCACCGGUGCUGCGCGUCGACGAGUACGAUGUUUCUUUGGGCGCUGUUCUUGAUUGCUCUGACGGCGUCGUAUCUGAGUUUUCAGUCGUUCAUGGAUUCCGGCAGCCGGUAUUUCUCCUCCACGUGGGGCGGGCUCCAUUGGGAGAGACAGGUACGCGCCUCCGCUCAGAUCCGGCGCCACAACGGGAUGUCGGUGUUGGUAACCGGCGCCGCCGGAUUCGUCGGGAGCCACGUGUCCCUGGCCCUGAAAAAGCGCGGCGACGGGGUGGUGGGGCUGGACAACUUCAACGACUACUACGACCCGUCGCUGAAGAAAUCGCGGCGGGAAUUGCUCGGCGCGCAGGGGAUCUUCGUGGUGGAGGCCGACGUCGACGACGGCCGUUUGUUGGCCAAGCUUUUUGAAAUGGUGGCGUUCACGCACGUGAUGCAUUUGGCGGCGCAGGCGGGGGUGAGAUAUGCGAUGGAGAAUCCCCACUCGUAUGUCCACAGCAACAUCGCCGCCCUCGUCACGCUCCUCGAGGCCUGCAAGGCGGCGGAGCCGCAGCCCGCCGUCGUCUGGGCGAGCUCGAGUUCCGUUUACGGGUUAAACGAGAAGGUACCGUUUUCCGAGUCGGAUCGGACGGAUCAACCCGCUUCUCUCUACGCCGCCACCAAGAAAGCCGGCGAGGAAAUUACCCACACCUAUAACCACAUCUACGGCCUUUCCAUCACGGGCCUCCGAUUCUUCACCGUCUACGGCCCGUGGGGAAGGCCCGACAUGGCGUACUUCUCAUUCACCCGGAAUAUUCUCCAAGGAAAGCCCAUCACCAUUUACCGGGGCAAGAACCGGGCCGACUUGGCCCGAGACUUCACUUACAUUGACGAUAUCGUGAAAGGGUGCGUGGCGUCGCUGGAUACUGCGGGCCGGAGUACCGGGUCGGGCGGGAAGAAACGGGGCCCGGCUCCGUAUCGGAUCUUUAAUCUGGGCAAUACUUCGCCCGUUACAGUGCCCAUGAUGGUAGGGAUAUUAGAGAAGCAUCUGAAGGUAAAGGCGAAGAAAACCGUCCUGGAAAUGCCCGGAAACGGCGACGUUCCGUUCACGCACGCCAAUAUCAGCUCGGCCCGAAGAGAGCUCGGGUAUAAGCCCACAACCGAUUUGCAAACCGGGCUGAAGAAGUUCGUUAAAUGGUAUCUCUCCUAUUACGGCUACAAUCAAGGCAGGUCUGGAAAGGGAUUUCGUUGAGUUUUUUUUUUUUUUUUUUAGGUUUCGUAUUUUCCAAAAUUGUUGCAAUUUUUUAUUUUUAUUUUUAAAAUUUCAAGAGAGAGGUAAGUCUGAUCUGAAGAAAUUCCUAGUAAAGAAAAAAUGAAAAAUUCUUUUCUUGCUGUGGGGUGCGUAGUGGUUAAGAUGACAGCUCAUCCCAAUUUUUAGAUUUUUUAUUUUUAUUAUUUCUUUGUGUAAAGGGAUAAUAUUACUACAAAGGGUUCCUCAAUUUUAGGCCCCACGUUAACGCAUA